Manis pentadactyla (Chinese pangolin) is the source of this 4836-nucleotide messenger RNA. RefSeq names its product gypsy retrotransposon integrase 1 (gene GIN1). The record is from RefSeq and is a predicted model, not a curated record. Gene Ontology annotation, biological process: DNA integration. The transcript is spliced from 8 exons. Bases 53 to 1681 code for a protein of 542 amino acids. Gene Ontology annotation, molecular function: nucleic acid binding. Lineage: Eukaryota; Metazoa; Chordata; Mammalia; Pholidota; Manidae.
AUUCACCUUAACUAUUUUAAAAUGUCUUGAAAAAACAUUCUAUAUUCACUGAAUGAAGGGUUUAGACAUCACCAGGAAUAUCAGAAGGCCAUUAUUUCAUGCUAAGUUCAUAAUGGUCCGUAGUGGAAAAAAUGGUAACCUUCAUCUUAAACAGAUUGCAUAUUAUAAACGAACUGGUGAAUAUCAUCCAACUACUUUGCCGAGUGAGAGAAGUGGCAUAAGAAGAGCAGCAAAAAAAUUUCUCUUCAAAGAAAAAAAGCUGUUUUAUGUUGGAAAAGACAGAAAACAAAAUCGUCUGGUAAUUGUUUCAGAAGAAGAAAAAAAGAAAGUCCUAAGAGAAUGCCAUGAAAAUGACACUGGAGCCCAUCAUGGCAUAUCCAGAACCCUUACUCUAGUGGAAUCAAGUUACUAUUGGACUUCUGUGACUAAUGAUGUCAAACAGUGGGUAUAUGCUUGUCAGCAUUGCCAAGUGGCAAAAAAUACAAUUAUUCUGGCACCUAAACAGCACCUUCUCAAGGUAGAAAAUCCAUGGAAUAUAGUUACUGUUGAUCUGAUGGGCCCAUUUAAUGCAAGCAACAGAAGUAAUGUAUAUGCUAUAAUUAUGACAGAUUUGUUCACAAAAUGGGUUGUGAUUUUGCCUCUGUGUGAUGUUUCAGCAACAGAAAUUUCUAAAGCUAUUACCAAUAUAUUUUUCUUAUAUGGACCUCCUCAGAAAAUAAUAAUGGACCAAAGAGAUGAGUUUAUUCAUCAGAUCAAUGUCGAACUUUGUGAAUUGUUUGGCACAAAGCAAAUUGUAAUUUCCCAUGCUUCCCAAACUGUUAGUUCAACUGAAAGUACACCUAAUACAAUCAAAACAUUUCUUUCCAAACACUGUGCCGACCACCCAAACAACUGGGAUGAACACCUAUCAGCCGUUUCAUUUGCCUUCAAUGUAACUCACUUGGAGCCUACUAAAAAUACACCAUAUUUUCAAAUGUUUAAUCGAAAUCCUCAUAUGCCUGAGACUUCAGAUGUUCUUCAUGAAGUGGAUGAUGAUAAUACAAGUAUGUUUGCCAGAAUUCUAGGUGCAAUUAAAGAAGCUGAUAAAAUAAUGGAGAAUAAGACAACUUCAGCAGACCAGGUGGAGAACAACAAUAUUGAUGAACUAAAUAAAACCAAAAUCAUUGUUAAAAAGAAACCAAAGCAAUUAAAUCCAUUUCAUCUAAAAGUGGGUCAUGAAGUUUUAAGACAAAGGAAAAACUGGUGGAAGGAUGGUCGUUUCCAGUCUGAAUGGGUUGGUCCAUGUGUCAUAGACUAUAUUACAGAAAGUGGAUGUGCUGUUUUAAGAGACAACACUGGGACUAGACUUAAAAGACCAAUAAAAAUGUCCCACCUUAAGCCCUAUGUAAGAGAACCCAGUGAACAAGACAGUCUUUAUCUCUUACAAGGUUCAGUAGUGGCAGAUCAUGACUACAUUGGAUUGCCUGAAAUUCCCGUUGGCGCAUACCAAGCAAAUAUUCUGGUAGAAGAUGCAAAUAUUGGCAUAGUUGAUAAUGACUUACUAACAUCGAGCAAGGAUCAUGAACUAUUAGAAUAUAGAAAUACCAAAAUAUCUCCAUUGAUAGAAGAUCACAGUGCUCUUGAAAAGCAGUCUUUCAGUCUGUUGGACUCUUCCAACCAAGUCCUUGAGUACUUAAGUUAGUAAAUACCAAAAUUAAUUUCAAGUGCUUGCUUAGAAUGUGUAACUCCUUGAAUCUUGAUAUCUUUUCCAUCCUAAAAGGUUGUGUAGAAGAAUGUCUUGAUACUCUUCAUGACUAAUCAUGAAGAUUUAUAACUAUUUAUUUAACUAAAGUUGUGCCAUGUUUGAAUGUAAUACAUGUAUGUGUGUAUGUGUGUGUAUAUACAUAUACAUAUAUAUAUAUAUAUAUAUAUAUAUAUAUAGGCAAAGGAAACAUAUAAUAUAUAGAAGUCACAUUUCCAUGGAAAAAGAGAACAGGUAAAACAUGUUUACUUCUUAGGAAGUAAACUAAAUUCCAGCUCAAAACUGUCAAGUUUUUGGUAUUGAUAACAUGUUUUCAGUUUUUAAUUUUUGGUAUAUUCCAUCCCCCACCCCUUUAAAAAUAAGCUUGAACUACCUAGGAUGGGAUUAAUAAAUAUUUGUUCAACCAUGACAAUCGAUUAAAUGAAACUUCUUUCUGUGUCAUUGGAACUUGUAAAAGCAGUAUUCUAGGAAAAAAUUUAGAGUUUUUAAUGGCCUCUUACAGGACACUGGUAAUUUCACCUUUAGGAUCUGAAACUAUAUUUUGGUUUGAAAGUAUUUGUGUAGUUCUCUAAGGUUUUUUUGCAAUCUUCAGUAAAUAAUGAUAACCAAUAUGAAAGAUUUUAAACUGUAAUUUCUAUGAUACUUAUAACUUCAUUCAAAUAUUUGUUAUAAAGCACUUUGAAGAAUACUGUGAGAAAAUUAAAAGAUGAGUUAGAUGUGUGCCUUAUCCUCAUAAGGGAUUUACAGUCUAUAGACCAUAUAAGCUAUAUACAACACAAGUUACAAGCUACAUGCUGAAUUCCAUAAGAGAAAUAAAAAGAAUAUACUUAGGGAGGCAAAAAGAAGAGAGGUAAUUCUGGGUAAGAAACUUAGGUUUAUGCUUAUAAAAGAAGGUCAUUUUUUUAUCUUGACCUUGAAGAAUGUCUAGGAUUUGGUGAGAAGGUACAAAAGAAUAAGAGGAAAAGAAAGAACACAGAGACAGAAAAGUAUUGUCAUGAUUCACAGAAAGGCAGGGCUUUUGUCUGUAAUGCAUCAGGUGUAAAGUGAAGGAGUAAGGUAUGGGGAGAUAAAGCAGAAAAGGGAGGUAGGAAAUCUCAUGGAAUGCUUUGAAUGCUGUUAACGCCAGUACCUCAGAAUAUGACCAUUUUUGGAAAUAGGGUUAUUGCAGAUAUUAACAUUGUUUAAGAUGAGGUCAUUUUGGAGUAGAGUGGGGCCCUGAUUCAGUAUUACUGAUACCUUUAUACAAGGAGGAAAUUUUGCACAGACUCAGGGAGGGACGUGAAAAUGAAGACAGAGAUCGGGAUGUUCCUUCAACAAGGGAUGCCUGAGAUUACCAACAGACCACCAUAGAACAGUCUUCCUCACAGCCCUGCCAACAACUGCACCUCAGAUUUGUAGUCUUCAGAACUGUGAGACAAAAAAAACCUUUUUUAAAAGCCACCUAGUUUGUGGCACUUCGUAUGGCAACCUUAGCAAUGUAAUACAAAUAUCUACUAAAUUAUUUUUCAUUUUCUGGGAGACUUUGAAGGUCUUUGUGUAGGGAAGUGUCAUGUUCAAAACUGUAUUUUAGGGAUUUUAAUCUGGCAGCUGGUAAAGAAUUAGAGAAGGAGAGAAGAAAAGUAUGAGGAUUAGUUGAUACAAUUUUGCAAUUAUGGUGAGUAAUGAGAACCUCAUCUCUGCUGGCAGCAUUGGUAGCAUAUCUUAAGAUCUACAUAAUAGCUCACAGAUUUUAUACACCAGUCAAACAGUGGGUGAUACAUGAUACUGAAAGUGGAGACCUGUGGUACUACAGUUACUCAUUUAAGAAGAUUAAUUUAUGUUUAAUAUAGGUGAAAGGAUAUGGAGGAAAAUCUAUCUGGGAUCUCAUACCGAUAGACCACAUAAAUUGCAGAUAAAAUCCCAGAAAGAAACCUUAAAGAAAAGAGGUAUCAACCAGUGAUACCUGUCCAGCUCCCAUCAGCAGAACAAAGUUCAUGAGGGAGCCACUGGGUAGUCUCUUUGGUGUCAAGUCAUCUUUGCUUAGCUCAGAUAAAGUAACUCUCCUUCAAUGAUCAUCUGACUCAAAAUCAGCCUCUUUUCCCAUUGUAAAAGGGUAAUUAGAAAUUACAAUUUCUAAACAUCUUUUUAAAAAUUCUGCCUCCCUUAAAUAAUUUCUGAUCAAACAGACCUUUAGCCUGUAUGCAUAGGUCAUGUUGGGCUACACUAUUCUGUGCCUGGAAACCACCCUCAAAUCUUAGUGGCCAAACACAACAAAGCUUUAUUUCUCUGCCACCCUCUUUUUUCAUUAAGGGUACGGCUUUCUUUUCAUCUUUACUCCAAGAUGCAGUCUGAUGCAUCUCACCUCUGGAAUACACCAGUCACCACACAAGGGAUAUAACAUGGCGAACAGAGCACUAUCUCUGAAAAGUCUCGCUGUGAAGUUGUGCACAUCCCUUCUACGCACAAACCUAGUCCUACACUACUCAUGGGUAUGGGUUUAUUUUGUGGUGAUGACAAUGUUCCAAAGUUAGUGGUGAUGGUUACACAAUUCUGAACAUACUAACAUCCACUGAAACGUACAUUUCAAAAGGGAGAGUUUUGUGGUAUGAGCAUUACAUCUCGAUGCAAUCGUUAUAAAGAAAGUCUAAGCCAAGGUUUAAAAAAGAAAACAGCCACAUAGCCACCCCUAAUACCAAAGGAUAGGUAAGUACAGUCCUACUAUACUCCUGGAUGGAAGAAAAUUAGAAUAUUGGUGGUUGGUUAUAGUAGCUGCCAUGCUCAUCUUUGUUUGCAAAUUCUAUUAUAGGACAUUUAUAGUGAAAGUUGUUUUUACUUCCUAAUAAAUAGUCAAUACAAUCUGUUCCAGUAAACAGCUUUUAUUACUGAAAUCUCCGGUUUCUAAUGUAGAGUUUUCAAAUACAGAUUAUAAGUAAACAAAUACAGACAGAAGAUAUCCACAAAUUAUAUACACACACAUAGUCCUGUCUCUAAUGUUUGCAGAGCCCUGUCAAGGGUGAAAAUGGAGGUCCACAUACCAUACACCUAAAUAUUUAGAAGCUAUGAAUCAAGCUAACAAGACUGUUCCUACCCCCAAACUUGCCUCUUAAGGCCCUAGG